This is a messenger RNA of Alosa sapidissima (American shad), 1313 nucleotides long. Its product is annotated as leucine-rich repeat and immunoglobulin-like domain-containing nogo receptor-interacting protein 2. The transcript is spliced from 5 exons. The record is from RefSeq and is a predicted model, not a curated record. Gene Ontology annotation, molecular function: protein binding. The coding region runs from base 3 to 1313 and encodes 436 amino acids. Gene Ontology annotation, cellular component: plasma membrane. NCBI's taxonomy places the organism in Eukaryota, Metazoa, Chordata, Actinopteri, Clupeiformes, Clupeidae.
GGAUGACUGACAAAAUUGAUUGCUGCAUGGGCCUAGCUAAAACGGUCAGAGUCAGUAUGGUGCCACGGAUGGAUGUCUUCCAAGGGGGGGACAGAAGCUAUAAGAGAAUCACCAUGCAUAUAACUGUGCACAUAUGGGACACUGCUCUUCUCUGUUUUGCUCUCUACAUUGUGGCUUGUGUUAGUCGUGUAUCUGGAUUCACAUAUGGGGUCUGUGAAUUACAUGACCCUGAGCAGUGUGGAGGACGUACCAAAUUUUUCUGCUACAAAAGAAGUCUUGAGCAUGUGCCACCAAAAUUCCCACAUAACGUAACUGAUAUAGACAUUUCUCACAAUAAAAUAAAAGGGAUAAAGAGUGAGGACUUCCAAAAUCUUACACAUUUAGAAACCUUAAACAUCUCCUACAACUCAAUCUCUUAUGUGGAGAAAGGAGCUUUCAGAGACUUGAUUCCCUUAACAGAAUUGGGCCUAAGCAGUAACCGUUUGAGCAUAAUCACAAAAGAAUUCUUCCAAGGCCUGACCAAUCUAAAAGUGCUCCUCCUUGACAAGAACAAUAUUUCGACCACUGAAAAUUCAUCAUUUUCUGUCUUCCACCACUUAGAAUGUGUGAAACUUUCUGAGAAUAAGCUAACAGACAUGGAACUAAUGCAACCCAUUUUCAGAAUACAAACAUUGAAUGAAAUACAUAUUGCCUCCAACAACAUCUCAAAUUUUCAGUCGAUUAAUGUUUCAAAUUCAUCCCUCAGACUUCAAAUACUGAAUUUAGCUCACAAUCCUCUAAACAUUUUUAGGAUUAGUGAAGAUAUUUUACCCUAUCUCCAGGCAAUCAAUCUGUCAUACUGUUUUUCAAAUAGAAAUUCAGAAUGGGAAGUGCUGAAUACAAGUUUCUUCAGGAAUGUAAAGAGGCUUGAAAUGGCUGGUGUUAAUGUCUCAUUCCACAGGUGGAAUUGGCUCGAUUGGCAAUUUCUUCAUUCCAUCAUGAUGACCCAAGAACUCAGUAAGACCCUUAAAUGUGAAAUCCUCCAGUCCCGUGGAGUCAACCCAUCAGCGCAAACCCUCAGUGAAGCCUCGCUGCGGGCAUUUGCCUAUAUGUCAAGGGAGCUCGGUCGGGUAUGGCUCGGGUAUGGUCAGGUAUGGCUCGCCCAGUCUCCACUGUCAGAGUCCAGCAGGAGAGUCCUCCGUUCUCUGCCGGUUGUGCCGGGACAGCUGUUCGGACCUGCGGCACAGCAGGCCCUGGAACACAGUUUGCGGGCGACACAGUUGCGGGUAUCCUCUGCGGUGUCCAGCUUCUGCGUGAGCGUCCACGGACAUUGA